Messenger RNA from Dothidotthia symphoricarpi CBS 119687, 3400 nucleotides. Its product is annotated as cell morphogenesis protein-like protein Sog2. The record is from RefSeq and is a predicted model, not a curated record. Bases 228 to 3011 code for a protein of 927 amino acids. The transcript has 4 exons. Gene Ontology annotation, molecular function: protein binding. NCBI's taxonomy places the organism in Eukaryota, Fungi, Ascomycota, Dothideomycetes, Pleosporales, Dothidotthiaceae.
UGUGGCAGGUGCGGUGACGUGUUGGAGCUAGACGGUACAGUGGAGCCGUGGCCGCAACGUCGAGUGGAGUGUUGGGUUGGAUAGUGCUGUCUGCUGUCCCUGACAGGCUGCACCAGACAAAGCACUGUCCUGGCUAGUGCAGGUCCCAAGUGCUGGCCAGCAGCAUCAAUGUCCACGCCGCCUCUCCCCCGUGUCGCCCGGCACACGGCCAUGAGCAACGACACACAAUGAGCAACGACGCGCCCACACCGUCCGACGACGACGUCGUAGCCCUGGCCAAGGCCGCCUUCGAGCACUCGCGCCAGGACAUCAGCCACCGCGGCGUGGGCGAGAGCGCGCCCCCCCGCGAACUGCAGCAGCAGCCGGGCAUCACCAUCGACCUGGGCCACAAGAACAUCAGCCACCUGCCCGACGAGGUCAUCGACGUGAUCCGCACCGAGAUCGAGAGGCUCGCCCUCUCCCACAACGCCCUCACCACGCUGCCGCUGCGCCUGGUCGAGUGCCGCCGCCUGCGCUAUCUGAACGUGCGCUACAAUGCCAUGCGCGAGAUCCCCGAUGCUAUCCUCGAGUUGACGUCGCUGGAGAUUCUGGACGUGAGCCGGAACAAGAUCAAGUUCAUCUCGCCCAAGAUUGCAAACUUGACGUCGCUCAAGGUGCUGGCCAUUGCCAAGAACAAGAUCGAGAAGCUGCCCGUAUGUCUGGGCGAUAUCAACAGCCUGCAGGUGCUGAAGCUCGACGGCAACCCGCUGCUCUUCCCGCCCCCAGAGGUCUGCACCAUCAAGGACAACGCCCCCUCGCCCGCCAACGAGAACGAACGCGAUGCCGUCAUUGCCACCCAGGUCAAGCGCUUCAUGCGCCAGCAGGUCUCCAAGGAGCGCCAGCGCGCAGAGCUGUACCGCCUGCGAAUCGAGUCUUCUGGCGACGAAAGCUGGACCGAGAGCAACCCCGAGACGCCCCGUCCCUCGAAGCGAGCCAACGGCGGUCGCUUUCCCGUGAGGCCCAGCGUUGGCAACGGAGAUGGCUUUCCAGAAAGCAAGACACUCUCUCCCGUUCCCGGAGUAGGUGCCCCGCCCAUCCCAUCCCGUUCUCAUUUCCGCGUCUCUUCUCAAGCAAGCAACGGUGGUGGUAGUGGCGGCGGUGGCGGCGGUAAACGGGCCCCAAUGUCGCCCUUGGCAGUCACCAACGGAUCCAACGAGCGGAAUCGGAGUCAGAGUGAGGGCUCUGGACCUUCGAGCCAUCGCCAGAAGCGUAUGGGAAUCUACACCAGCAAAGCCUCUGAUCUUGGGUCCGUCGACGAACUGCGGAGGACAAGCCACUUCCGCGGCUUCAGUCAGGGCAUCGUCAUUCCCACGAACACCAUGGCCAACGGCAUGUCAGGACCCGCAACCGCUGUCGGCUAUGGAGAUACAGGUACCGUGCGGUCAUUGGCAAAUCGACCCUUGUCUGAUGUGCGUGAACAUAGACGUGCAUCCCGUGCGCCCGACAUUGUGGUUGAAUCUGCCAAAAACUUUCUCUAUGCCAUCUCGCAGCUCCACGACUGCAUCUCGCACAUGGUCAGAUCAGUCAAGCUGACGGCUCGACCGAAAGACGCCCUCCGUCGGAAAGAAGACUUCCACCGCCGCUUCUCAACAACGUAUCUGAAUGUUCAGGCCCUGAACAAGGUCCUUCACAAGUUCGACAGCCUGGUUGAGGAGGACGAGGAAGAAGCACACAAGCUUUCCAAGAGCGUAUACAUGUAUGCAUUGAGAUGUCUUGAUUCGUUCAUGUCCAUCAGCCUGUCCAUCGCCGAGAACCGCGUAGAACUCACACAAAACGCCAAUCCCCACAUCAUGCGGACUUUCCUUUUCCUACAGCAAGGGAGCCUGAUUGAAAUGAGGAACGCUUGUUCAGUUUUGGGCGCCCAAUUCAGAACUUCGGUGGCUUCACGAAGCCCUAGCGCUGCCGACAUAAUGGGCACGGUGCGCGCACGACCAUACAGGGUUCGACGUCUGCAAACAUCGCCAACACAGCGAAAUGGACACCAUCAGAUGCCUCCGCCAGUGAUGUUACACAGCAAUGACAGCAGCAGAACGAACACCUUGACCAGUCUCAGCGCCGCCACACCCCGUUCUGGAGAGUCUUUCUCCACAUUCACGCCAGCCAUGACUCGAUCCAAUACGCUCAUGAGCAACUUCGAUGAAAUUGAUGACGACGCUCAAUUCGACAGGGUUUACCAAAAGCUAAGGAACGCGAGUGACAGUUGCAGAGCAUCCAUUCCACAAAUCACACGACUUCUCAGGGAACACUUUGAUCUUCUGAGACGAGAACUGGACUCGGAACACCCAAGAAUCAAAGCGCUAGCGGGACUAAUUGAUAAGAGCAAUGAAGUCCAGCAGAUGACGAUUCCCUUGGCCAGUCGCCUGUCCCAGAUGCAACUGAAAGACCGCGAUGUUCGAAAUCAGCCCGACUUCUGGCUGCAAUGUAUGGGCUUCAUCAAGGCUUGGGGUGAACUUGCCACCGGGUACACUCAGCAGGGCAAAGACCAUAAGCUUCUGAGCCCAGAGGUCAAACAACUGAUGAAGCCGCUCCACAGAACGGUCAAGGAGGCCAGUCUCGCCAUCAACGACUCUCCCUGGUCGAAUCUUACGUCAAACCACAUGGGCAUGAUGGGCCCGCCUAGUCUGUCAUCUUUCACAUCACGCACACAGCCGCCCAGAUUCCUGAACAAGUCUGCGAUGGCGGCUAAUGGCGGUGGCCUUCCUUGGCCGAAUCCAAUCAACACCUCGAUUCCGGCGAUCGCUUCGGCAUUCUCGUCGCACCACUACCCUUCAGCAAGCCACGCGUCUCAAGGAUCAGGUGGCUAUAUCACGCCAGUUCCUGCGACGCCAUUGAGUGCUGCUCUGGGCGCAGCAGCGCAGGCCACGGUCCCGAAUACACCAAAGUUCCCCACCAUGGGUGGCCAAGCCUCGAACACGCUCAAGGUCUUUGACCGCGCAGAUAAGCUGCUCAGUCAGACGAGUCGCCGUAUCUGAGUCAAAAGGUAUGUGAAACAUGAGUUUGAGCUUGUCUUUUUGGCGUUGUCUUUUUCAUGUCAUUGGCCAUGGCGUUUGUCCGGAUUUCACUCAUUUUCUGGGUUUGACACAUGGGGGUUGGCUUGCUUGUUAUGACUGGGAGGGGGGGUUUGGAAAAUACCAUACGAACGGCUGGAUGGGAUGAGACUGGAAUAUGGGUCAUGUUAAUGGGAGUUUAUCCUCGUGAAAUCCGGGCACUUUUGUGAACUGGGUAUGCAUGAGAAAGGAUUUUUGGAGGGGGUGAGAAAGGUGGGAAACGACUCGACUGCCCAAACGAAGAUAUGUAAUGAAAGGCAAAGAUACAGUCAAUGUUUUGCCAGCUUCUAGAUGUUUUGAAUCGUGCAGAUACG